Molecule: messenger RNA, 510 nt
Organism: Zea mays
Lineage: Eukaryota; Viridiplantae; Streptophyta; Magnoliopsida; Poales; Poaceae
Product: anthocyanidin reductase ((2S)-flavan-3-ol-forming)
Exons: 4
Coding region: 1-510 (169 amino acids)
Molecular function (GO): oxidoreductase activity, acting on the CH-OH group of donors, NAD or NADP as acceptor
Source: RefSeq, a predicted model, not a curated record
AUGCGGCCCAACGAUGGUGCGGCCCAUUCUGCAGCCCAUCCUACGGUGCCUGCCUUCUACACCUCAAAGCCCACAAGCUUGCAGGCCCCUGGCGGUACCCGAUGUCCAAGGUGCUGCAUCGGCCUCGUCACUGUCUGCCCCGGCCUCACCGUGGUGGGCGCUGCGCCGGCCCCGACCACCCGCACCAGCGUCCCCAACUACCUCUCCCUUCUAUCCGGCGACAAAGCCGCGUUCGCCGUGCUGGACGCCGUCGAGAGCGCCACCGGGUGCCUGCCGCUGGUUCACAUCGACGACGUCUGCCGCACUGAGCUGUUCGCCGUCGAGGAGGGCGCGGCCGCGGGGAGGUACGUCUGCUGUGGCCUCAACACGACCAUCGCCGAGCUCGCGCGUUUCCUGGCGGACAAGUACCCGCAGUACGGCGUCAAAACGAACCUCUCCGGCGAGCGGCUUGAGAAGCCGAGAGUGUGCCUGUCGUCGGCGAAGCUGGUGAAGGAAGGUUUUAUACUAUAG